Messenger RNA from Folsomia candida, 1627 nucleotides. RefSeq names its product serine hydrolase-like protein. The transcript is spliced from 3 exons. The record is from RefSeq and is a predicted model, not a curated record. NCBI's taxonomy places the organism in Eukaryota, Metazoa, Arthropoda, Collembola, Entomobryomorpha, Isotomidae. The coding region runs from base 337 to 1488 and encodes 383 amino acids.
CUGACCGGAAAAUAUUGGUUGAGCCGUUGGUGCAGUACAUGCAACGAGCUGGGUAGGCAUAUUAUGUAUUAUCGGUUGAAUACAAAACCGAAUUACAAUUACUAAUUUAUACUUGAAGGAAUUGUAGUCUAAUUAAGAGUCCUAAUUAAUUGGUAGUUAUUAAUAGUUCCUAAUCCUUAGGAAUCCUAAUUUGAGACGAUGGAUUUGAGACAUUGAGAGAAUGGUGCAUGCCGGUUUGACUGCAUGUACUUGAAUUUUUUGCACUUGCAAUUCUGCACUGCAUAUUUACGCUAGUCAAAGUUCAGUUUAGACUUGAAUUAAUUAUGUGUGCCGUGCAUGUGGUGUAAUAUAUUUGCAUCAGUUACACAUGGUUUACACACACAAAUAUAUGUGCAAUUAGUGAAUAUGAACUCAUUAAAAAGUAAAAUGUUUUUAAACUCUGGUCGCCAGUAUUGUAAAUUUUUACUUCAUCCCAAGAAAUUUCUCAAAAUUACUAAUAAUAAGCCUUUGUCUCAACAUUCCAAGUCGUUUUCUACACAAACUAAAGAAAAUCCGUCGUCCUACUCCAUUGAAGAAAUUACUAUUCCAAAUGGUCCUCAGUACGGUUACGAAAUUGCGUGCAAAGUCUGGAGGGGAACGGGGGGAACAUCGUCAUCAUCUGAGCCUCCAAUAGUCUGUGUACAUGGAUGGUUAGACAACGCCAACACAUUUGAUACCCUGCUCCCCAAAUUGAUGCGCCCGGGUCGCACAUUUUACGCCUUUGACCUGCCAGGCCAUGGAUUUUCGUCUCAUAUCCAGGCCAGUCAUUACAACAGCCACGUAGAGUCCCAUCUAGGAAUUCAUAGGAUGGUUCAAUACUUGAAAACGGAUAAAAUUACCCUGCUGGGUCAUUCUAUGGGGGCAGAGGCGGCGGUCAUGUAUGCUGGCAGCUUUCCAGACGGUAUUCACAAAGUUGUAACAUUAGAUGGGGUCAAUCCGAACUUCAAAGAUUGUGCCCAGUCUGUCUACCAUUUUGUUAAUGCGCUCAUGGAGGUGGAAGCUAUCAUAGCUAAGUCGCCUUUGCCAAACCCCACCACUUACGACGCUCUCCAAGCACGAAUAAUCAAAGUUCGAGAAGGAAUGGUAACUGCGGAGGGAUGCAAAGCUUUGCUCGGGCGCGGUGUCGUUAAGGUUGCUGGAACUAACGACAUGUACAGAUUUAGUCACGACCUCAAGUUGAGAAUGCAUCCUGGGAUGGCAAUGUUGAGUACUGAACAAAUGUCAAUCUUUUGCGAAAAUGUUAGUGCUCCACUACUUGUUAUCAAAGCCCAAGAUAACGACCCGUUUUCACUGGAUGCCUCUCACAAUUUUCAGACUGCGAUGGAAAAUGCAAAGAAGAGAAAUAAAGAUAUGAAAGUGGAAUUUUACCUCGCGAAAGGAAAUCAUCACGUACAUCUUAAUGAACCGGAGAUGGUGGCAAAUAUUAUUUCAACAUUUUUAGACUCUUAAAAAAUAAAUAAUAACUAGGAACUUAUAAAAUCUACAAGACUAGUGUUUAUUUAUUUAAAUAUAUAUAAUACUUGUUUAUUACAAUAUUAAAAUCAUGUUCAAUAAUAAACAAAGUAUGACAUAUUACGUAACAAAAUAA